This is a messenger RNA of Polypterus senegalus (gray bichir), 1612 nucleotides long. RefSeq lists its product as uncharacterized. The record is from RefSeq and is a predicted model, not a curated record. NCBI's taxonomy places the organism in Eukaryota, Metazoa, Chordata, Cladistia, Polypteriformes, Polypteridae. The transcript is spliced from 5 exons. Bases 182 to 832 code for a protein of 216 amino acids.
UUUAUGGACUAGCACCUGCAUCUUCAGUUUUCUCUGUUUUCAUUGUCGGUUGCACUUGACUUUGCUCCUCUAAUAUGACAAAGUCACUCUUGGAAUUUACGUUAGGCUAACCCAAUGGACAGCUCUGCUUCAGCUCAUCCUUGGAUCUGUGAAAUUGGCAUUCUAUAUUUUCUGCAAGAUCAUGAAUUCAGGUGCCAGAUGGUUAUGUUGGGUGAUGCUUGUCCAGACUUUUUCCAGACAACCUGGUCUGACAGAAGGGCUGCCUUUGCUGACAAAGAGGAGUAAGCGGGGGACGACCAACUGCAUCCAGGAAGACAAAAGAAAUAUGAAAGUUGUCAACAUGGUCCAAUUCAAACUAAAGGAGCUCCAAUUUCAGUUUAGCAGCAUUGGUUAUUCCUCUGCAAUAAAACAAAGGUUGCAAUUCCAGCCAAAUUUGGAUGACCUCAAUAGGAUUUGGAGUAAUGACUCGAUUUUAAGCGACAAUGAAAUCAGCUCCAUGUUUGAGACUCUUUGGCGUUACCGAGCCCACACAAUAUGGCUGUGUAAUAAUACAUCGGAGGAGUGGCUGACCGUGUUCAAUAAAACAGAGACACGGCUUCUGAUUAAAGAUGUUCCCAACCUGCUGCAUGAUCUGGAGGCACGAUUCACAGUCAUGAAUCAAACAUUGGAACAACAGUUAAAUGAAAAUAUAUUUGUUUCUCAAGGAGUGCACGUUGCAGUCUUCAAUGUCAUUUUCACCUCCUGGGAGAGCUCUCUGACGGACUUGAUCAACCUGACCGAGCAGAUAAAGUUGUUCUUCCAAAGCCAACAGUGCAAUAAAGGCGGUACAUAGGGACAUUGGGGACAAAGUGGAGUAUGGAGGGUACACCUGGACCUUGAAUUGAUGAAAAUGAAAUCUGUCAGGAUUAGAACUGUGCGACUGCAACUGUUAAGACAAUAAGAAUGGCCAAGAUGGACGUGCCUCGCGCCCUCCACUCAUGCAACGCCCUUACGGUGGCCAUCAGUUUGAAGAACUCACUGAAUUAACAAGGACACAAAGAGCCGUGACAAAAAUAAACUUGCUUGAUGCAUAACACAGUCACUUGGAGGUUUAGAAUCAGCUGGUUUGAGAGUCGAGGGUCUGGACUUCACUUUUCAAAUGAAUGGACAUUUUCAAAAAUUCAUAUGAAGAUGAUAACGAAAAUUAUUUUUAAACAUAUAUUGCCAUUUAGGGAAGAAACAAUGUAAUCUUUCCUAAAGUCUUACAAAAGUUGGACCAAAAUGGAACGCAAAAAAAAAAAAUAAAAAGCAAAUUAAUGAAGAAUGCAAAGGGAUACAAGAUGCAAUAAGAAAAGUAACACUGCAGGGCUGAGCCAAAUAACAUUUUGAAGAGUUUUGCAAAUCAAUUGAGAGUACUAAUUUGAAUCCUCAGUCAGGUGUGUGGCUGAAUCCUAAGUUCCGUGCUUUUUUGUUGUUCGGGAGGUGACGGAUUUUCAGGAUUCUUAGUUGCAGGAGAUUUCUGCAAAAGACCCAAAUCAUUGAGUGUGAUUGCUGUGUGGCCAUUGAAAUGCUUUGUGUAACAUACUUCCAAUGAAAGAAUAUUUCUUUGUAAGAGUGUUGUAGCUCUACUAAU